AUGUAUACUGUCCUUAGUGGUGGGGGAUCUUCUGAUGAUGAAGGUGGGAUAUUAUAGGUACGACACUUAUGAAGAAUAAUUUGUAAUGUAAAUAAUCAAUUAUGAAUUUGUUAUAGUGGAGGGGGAUAAUAUAAUAGAAUAGGUGUUAAGUUUGGUGAAUGGUGUGUGUUGGAUUAAAAAAGUUUUAUUGUGAGAAUCUAAUAAUUCAUAGUGCCGAAUACAAAAAUGGUAAAAAAAUUGGAUGUUGGAAUUUAUAUAAGCUCUAUAAUGGCACUAAUUGUACAAUGUAAAUAUCUUAUACUAAAUUGUGGCAGCGGUGGUGGAGAAUAUGAAAGUAAUGGUGAUGAAGUUAAGAUUGGCAUUUGGAAGGAGAAAGUUUUCAAAUUUGGACCUGAUUUAUUUUUGAAUUACAUAGGCCUAUAUAAAAUAGUAAAAAAGUUGGUAAUUUAGAGAUUAUGGCCUGGCGAAUAUACAAAAUGUAAAUUAUUGUAUAAAAAUGGUUCUUAGUGGUGGUUGAUCAUAUGAUUACAAGAAAAAGGUGUAGUGGAAAGAGUUGGAUGGCUAGUUUACUAAGAAAAAUUUUGCUUCUUCAAGGUGAAUUUGAUCCACAUAGUAAAAAUUGGAGCAUGGUUGUAAGUGAAUUAGGAUUAUCAAAAAGAAAUAAAAAUACACAGAAAAAUCAAAUAUAUAAUUGA
This is a messenger RNA of Paramecium octaurelia, 695 nucleotides long. The record is from the annotation of a GenBank genome assembly. Lineage: Eukaryota; Ciliophora; Oligohymenophorea; Peniculida; Parameciidae.